UUUUACUACUAGUAUUAUAUCCCUGAUUUAAUGACACAAUACAAACACAAUAUAAUUAUUCCUGUCUAUGAGCACGAGAAGGACGAAUGCUAUUUGAGUACGCCAGUCAUGAUUGCUUAUACAUAUUGUACUUGAAACGAUGUAAGGCAAAACCUAUAGUUGAUACAAUGCAAAACGUAUAAAACUUUAAUACAGUCCUCCAGGCUAGCUAUCCCCCACAGCCUCGCGGCAAUGUAUUGAUGUUUUUGUAUCGAUAUCACACUCACUACUAGCAGGCAGUUUUGCUUGAACGUCUGAGUUUACUACUAUGGCUCUGACAUCGAGCAUUCCAAUCCCGCACGACUUCCGGUGUUUCUUCACAUCCGUGUACAGCGAUGUUUCCUGAUGACUACAAGGCUUAUUAACCAUGGAAAGAAAGCGACUGAAGGCUUGGGAUUUCGCCGCAUUUGUUCUUGUUCUUUUGGCCUUUCUGCUACAGGUGGCGGGCUAUUUUAUACCCACGUGGUGGACUUACAAUGAUCCCCAGGCACAACAUAAGAUUGUGGUGUCCAUGCUAGGCUCCACGGAGAAUGAAGCUCAAGUGGAAAGAACUAAAACAGUGAUUGAGAUUGAAGGAGGACGGGAGUGGUUGUUCAUAUCGCGCGCCUUUGGUGCGUUUGGAAUACUGAUAAGCCUCUUGUCCUUACUUUUCCAUCUGAUAUACUUCUGCAAUAGACGUGACAGUUUGAGAUCUGCGUCAAUUUACCUUCUGGGUGCCUCAAGUUUGUUUAUCCUGGGGGGAGCUAUAGUAUUUGUGGCACUCCAUGAAGAACUGGCCACCAAUCUCAAAUCUGACCUGCAGACACUCGGGUUUCCUUGGGGAAUAUGCAUUUUAGCGGGAAUUGUCACCGUAGCAGCGUCCAUAGUUACGGCAGUAGCAACCAUUAAAAAGGCCAAUCAGUGGGACUUUGAUGACGAUGACGAUUUAGACUUCUCUGAAGUUCAAAUGAGAAGAAAAUAGAAAGUUAUUGAAAACAAAUCUUGAAUGUACUUUUAUUGCUUCAUGGUAUUGAAUCACGAGAGCAUGAUAUUGAAUAUACUUUUACGUAUAUAUGAAUUUCUGUGUCGUGGGAUAAAUGAAUUUUUUCGGAAGUUUUGCGUCAUAACCUUGUUGGUAAUUACGGAAGGGAUAUAAUUCACAAGCCUCGUGUGUUCAUGAGGUUUACUCAGUACCUGUACAUAUUAUACCCUGUGAGGAUUUUUAUAUUUCGGGGUGAUGUGUAAGAAAACGCCAAAACGUGUUUGUAGAGGGUUUUUACUUGCACAUCUACAUAUUCAUGUAUUUCAUAUGUACCGGUACGUGUGCAUACAUUAUUCUACGUCUAUUAAUGAUAUACUGGCUUGAACAAGGUAUAUGCUGAUAAAACGGAACAUAUUAAUCAAUUGAAUAUUUUGUGAAAAUUAGCCAAUUGAAAUAAAAUUUGUUUGUAAAUAAGAACAAAA
Molecule: messenger RNA, 1482 nt
Organism: Ostrea edulis (European flat oyster)
Lineage: Eukaryota; Metazoa; Mollusca; Bivalvia; Ostreida; Ostreidae
Exons: 3
Coding region: 407-1000 (197 amino acids)
Source: RefSeq, a predicted model, not a curated record